This is a messenger RNA of Stegodyphus dumicola, 1413 nucleotides long. RefSeq lists its product as uncharacterized. Gene Ontology annotation, biological process: regulation of nervous system development; regulation of transcription by RNA polymerase II. The record is from RefSeq and is a predicted model, not a curated record. Lineage: Eukaryota; Metazoa; Arthropoda; Arachnida; Araneae; Eresidae. Gene Ontology annotation, cellular component: nucleus. Gene Ontology annotation, molecular function: DNA-binding transcription factor activity, RNA polymerase II-specific; RNA polymerase II transcription regulatory region sequence-specific DNA binding.
CCGGUCGGAGUACGACACGCGACUCCUCCUCGAGUCCCGAUGUGACAACGCUAGAUGAUGACAUGAGUGAUGAACACUCACUAUCUCCAGAAGAUGAUGACUCUCAUAGUCUGUCUACGAAGACCUCGUCCUCUUCUGCAGAAGACCGAAAUCGUGAUGGAAAAGGUGGUAGGAGGAGGAGAACAGCUUUUACCAGUGAACAGCUCCUAGAACUCGAAAAAGAAUUCCACGCCAAAAAGUACUUAUCAUUAACAGAAAGGUCUCAGAUCGCUCAUGCUUUGAAACUAAGCGAGGUGCAGGUGAAGAUUUGGUUUCAGAAUCGCAGAGCCAAAUGGAAAAGAGUUAAAGCCGGACUUGCAUCAGGAAGAAUAGGUUCCAACAACGGAAACAAUGGACCAAAAAUUGUCGUUCCUAUUCCUGUACACGUCAGCCGAAUGGCUAUCAGGAGCCAACACCAACAAGUAGAAAAACCGCUAGCUAGGUGAAAAGAUGCUACCUAGACUAGUUUAUAAAUUUAAUUCACAAUAUGUUCCUUGGGAUGCUGGCUAUCUGAAGGAUACAACGAAUAACAAGAUCUACAGAAGCAUUGCAAAAUUAAUGUGAUGCUUUGAACUAUCAUUGGGGCUAAUACUGGAAUCUGCACUUCAAUGUUACUUACUGUUGCCACAAUGUGCAUUUUAAUGCCUGAAAACUAUUACGGUCUUUUAGUUUAGGAGAUUUGGAACAAUUUUUCUGCUACUCGUGGAAGUAAAUAUAGUUGGGAAUUUCAACGUCUGCUACCGUUUCGACUAUUUUAAAUAAACAAAUAAAAUAUUGCUUUAUUAUUAAAAGCCUUAAACCGUUCAUUGUAAAUAAAACAACAUAGUAUUUUCAAAUGAAUGCCAUAAAUAUUAUGUAUAGUUUCAUUUCGGUGUAGACAAAGUGGAUUUAUUAUUAUUAUUGUUGUUUUAGUAUUGGAUAUGGCAGACGAGUUGCAGGGAGUUUCAACUUAAACUGAAAAUUACAGAACAGUGUAAACCAGCAAACUGCCUUUGCUUAUUAGUAAAACACAAAUAACUUUAAAAAUGGUGUUAUUCGAAGGGAAUUUACUCGUCGAGCAAUGACUUUUAAAUUAUAAGGCACCCGGCUGCAUUUUAACAAAAUAUUGCUUUAGCACAACUAUUGUUUCUUUUUUAUUUGUGAUUGCAUGGAAUGUUUUAACUUUUUUUUUUUUUUUUUUUUUUUUAUCAAACUACAAAAUAAAAUGCUCUAAAUACUAAAAUAAGUUGCAUUGCAAUUACGACGAGUUAUUUAAAGAAGGCGAGAGACAAUCAUGUUUCAUUAAUUUGCAUAUAUUGAUACGCAACAUUUCAGAGAAUUUGUAGACACAAUUUGUAUUUAAUCGAAGUAAUUAAUAAAAAUGUUGAAAAAUUA